AUGCCUCUUAUCCUUCUGUUCUGUAAGAUCCACAUGCACUCUGACUUCAUUGACGAGAUCCUCUCCCGUGAGGAAUGGGAAAAGCGUACAAAGAGGAGUCAACCAUCCUCGUCGCAAAUCCUGCGAAAGAAAUCACGGAGCGUCCUCGAACCCAAAUUUAAACACAAACCACAAGACGAGAAGAGGCCGGAUCACGUCUUCUUCACGUUAGACACCGCUAACAUGGACACUAAAAUGAACCAUAUGGUGUUCAAGGUGCUUACACUUCUCAGUGGCCAAGCAUACGAAAACAUCGAGGAGAUCGGCGCUUUCAUGCAGAAACUUCAGCUAAAUCCAGGACCAGAGACACCUGAGUGGCACUAUGCCUUGAUAGGGAAGCACGGCGAAGGCAAGAGUACUUUGACCAACUGUUUGCUCGGUCGUCACAAACUCGCAGGUGUAUCCAAGGGUACUAAGUCGUGCACGCAAUUCGCGACAGAGUUCAGAUACAAGGCCGGUGCAAAUGACGAUACGGAUAAGAGCGAUGUGACGAUCUCUUUCUUCGACGAACUCCAACUCAGAGCGCAUCUUGAGGAGAACAUCAUGCGGUAUGGGCGCUUCCAUCACCCAACGAGUGAAGAGGAGGAAAGCGACGAAGAUAGCCUCGACCCUGCUCUUACGAGAACGCUCACCAAGUAUGAUGAGUAUCUCAGCAAAGAAGCAUACGAUGUCCUUCGCAUCAUUGUCAAAGGAGACGAGCAAGCUGAGGAGAAACUCGACAGGCAUUUAAACCAUCCCGAAAAUUUCACGAAUGGCAGCCUAAUCGAAUUCUAUCAUCGCAAACAACGGGAGCGUCUCCAAGCAUUGGGCGUAGAUGGCAACAAUACUAUUGUGUAUCUCAACGUCCCAGACAAGCUCGACCUAGAGCAUGAGCAGGGCGAGAGAGACAUCACAGCAGUACGAAAGGUAGCUGAAUCUUUGGCACCGUUUGUGAGGUCAGUAAAAGUGGCGACAGGGGGGAUGCUUUUGAGAUACGGUCUUGUUCUUGUGGACAUUCCAGGAUAUGGCGACCUUAACCAAGCGCGGAUCGCAAGCGCGAAUGUGCAUCGUCGAAGCGCGCACGGCGAAAUCAUCAUAGGAGCGGCAUCACGCAUUGAAGACAGCGAAGACCUGGAUGGACAGAUCACUCGUUCCCGCAAAGCACACGGAGAUCGAAACACGAUCCUUGUCAUGAAUCAGAUCGAUAAAGCCUACGAUGCACCGGAUUAUGAUGCGGUUCGUAGCGAGAUCGAAGAAAACAAAGAGAGCCCUUUUCCAGAACUGCACAUAGCUUUGGAAGCCACUGAAGAUGAUUCCGAUGCAGAGGAAGCCUACGACGACCAUAUCGCUAGUGUUGCGCAAUGUGCAAUGGUACGACAAUUCGCCGAACCGUGUGAAGAUGCGCUCAAGCAACGUCACGGCGGACGCAUAAGCGUAUACUCUGUAGUGGCAUCAGCCGCUCACGAUUGGUUGGACCCUUAUCGAGCUGAAGAUCCGACCUGGGGACCCUACAUGUCUGGUGUUCCACACCUGAGGCGAGGCUUACUUUGUCUUACUGCGGAGCAAAAGCUGCAGAUUUACCACAAACAUUACUUCCAGAUUUUGCCUGGCUUCGUGGACGAUGCCCAACGCAUCCUCACAAAGACGGUUGGACAGAAAGAGAUAUUAGCAACGACCCGACGCUGCCUCGAACAGUGCUUCCGAAAUGCCAUACGAGGUUCACGUGCAGCGAAGGAUGUCAACAGCAUAUCCAUCGUCCUACCCAUCUACACAGGCUCCGAGAAGAACACCGUUACCAAACGUAUUAAGGCCCUUAUCCAGGUAUGGAGUGCUCCGACUGUCGUUCAAUUCAACACGUUCAUGCACACUCUAGUUUGCAGAGGCAUUCCUACUAGCUAUGCUUCAGCAGCAUACAGAGGCCGUGAUAUCAACUGGAACCGUGACCUUCUUGAUACCAUGGAAACUCCAGCCGACAAUAGCCAUGCAUAUACGUCACUAGAGGCUUACCUGUCGGACUGGAAGGUUACGAUAAAGCAUAAGUCUACGGAAAUCUCCAACUCGAUAACUGGUCCCAUCACUGAUUUAUGGGCAUCGAUUGAGGACGUUAUCACCGCAUCGUCCGCUCCUCUGGCUCUCAAAGGGCGAAUGCGCGGUGCGUGGAGGAAGGUAAAACAUGUCAUUCGUGACAUGGUCAAUCGAUUUCCCGAACAAAUCACAGCAGCCAUCGACAAAGUCUACCAAGAAGUCACUACAGAAGAGGACAUAGGCUGCAUGAUCGCAAUUAUGAACAUACAGACCUACAAGGAUGCCGCGUACCAGCGUCGUGGCAAGAAGGUGUACACUCGCCAACGCCGAUCAUUGAUCAGGAGUCUCUGCGACCCCGACUCCAAUGGCAGGAUGUUCGUGGAUAGGUACGAGAACGCCGCUAUGAAUAAGAUGACUGAGCGCAUCGCUCAAGUUUCUGAGGAGUUUAUCGCCGCGGUGGACACAAAGCUCAAGGAGUUCGUCCGCAUUACCAAGCAGUUCAUGGAGACGGAUGUAUACAACACCUCCCAGCACGUCGCGGCUCGGAAAGUCUUGCGGCGCUGGCUCCCUGAGUUCCAGGAUCUGCUGUUGGAUUGUCAGCGUCGAUUCCCUGGCCAACAAGACCAGCAGGAUGUUCAGUUCAUGGGCUCGAUCAAGCGGGCGCGAUCCUCUGAGUGCGAGGAGUCUGCGAUAAAGAAGAUCAAGGUGGAGGACGAGUACGAGGACGAGAAUAGCAUCAUCUCCGAGGGAAAGACCGACAAGGGCACGACAGGCGAUAGCACGACUGACGGAAGGAAGACUGCACCGUCAUGUGGCAAGAGCGUUCUCAACAAGGGUAUAGACUGGUCGAGGGGAGCGAAGACGAACAAGUUGAUGCCGAAGACGAACAAGUUGAUGCCGAAGACGAACAAGUUGAUGCCGAAGCCGAACAAGUUGAUGCCGAAGCCGAAGCCGAAGAGAGCGAGCAUGAUAGUGACGAAUCACUGA
Messenger RNA from Didymosphaeria variabile, 3030 nucleotides. RefSeq lists its product as uncharacterized. The transcript has 4 exons. The record is from RefSeq and is a predicted model, not a curated record. The coding region runs from base 1 to 3030 and encodes 1009 amino acids. Lineage: Eukaryota; Fungi; Ascomycota; Dothideomycetes; Pleosporales; Didymosphaeriaceae.